GAGGAGCUCCGAGCGCGCUCUCUCCCGGCAGUGGCUGCGCCUCUCAGCGCUUGUCGGGUCCCCACCCCUUUUAAAUAAGCCGGGCUGGUCGCCGCCCUCACAGACUAGUUGGCUUGGGGGAGGUGGUGGCGGCGGCGGCGCGGCGGCGGGGCCCCAAGCUGGGCCGGCGUACGGGGCCGGCGGAGCCCGACUACGAGUCUGAGAUCUACGAGGCGGCGGCCGGGGACGCGGUGGCAGUAGCGCCAGCGCCUGCUGCCGUGGAGCCCGCCGAGUUGGAUUUCGGAGCGGGUGAGGGCCACCACCUGCAGCACAUCAGCGACCGGGAGAUGCCUGAAGAGUUAGCUUUGGAAUCAAACCCUUCUGACCAUCCAAGGGCAAGCACAAUUUUCCUGAGCAAAUCUCAAACGGAUGUGCGAGAAAAGAGGAAGAGCAACCAUUUAAACCAUGUAUCUCCAGGGCAGCUUACUAAAAAGUAUAGCUCAUGCUCAACAAUAUUUCUAGAUGACAGCACAGUCAGCCAACCUAAUCUUAGAACCACAAUAAAAUGUGUGACCUUAGCAAUAUAUUACCACAUAAAGAACAGAGAUGCAAAUAGAUCCUUGGAUAUUUUUGAUGAGAGAUCACAUCCACUCACACGAGAAAAGGUUCCAGAGGAAUACUUUAAGCAUGAUCCUGAACAUAAAUUUAUUUACAGAUUUGUUCGUACUCUUUUCAGUGCUGCACAGCUAACAGCUGAAUGUGCAAUAGUAACUUUGGUUUACUUAGAAAGGCUUUUAACUUACGCUGAGAUCGACAUUUGUCCCACUAACUGGAAAAGAAUUGUUUUGGGAGCCAUUCUUCUUGCCUCCAAGGUUUGGGACGAUCAGGCUGUAUGGAAUGUGGACUACUGCCAGAUCCUCAAGGACAUUACAGUUGAGGACAUGAAUGAGAUGGAAAGGCAUUUUUUGGAGCUACUUCAGUUUAAUAUUAAUGUUCCCGCCAGUGUUUAUGCCAAAUACUACUUUGACCUUCGCUCCUUAGCAGAUGACAACAACUUGAAUUUUCUAUUUGCUCCUCUUAGCAAAGAAAGAGCACAAAACCUAGAGGCCAUUUCCAGAUUGUGUGAAGACAAAUACAAAGACUUGUGUAGAGCUGCUAUGAGAAGGUCUUUCAGUGCUGAUAACUUCAUUGGUAUUCAGCGUUCUAAUGCCAUCCUCUCUUAAGGGAGAAGGGAGGGGUUGUAACAUCAUGAACCCCUCAAUCUACAAGGACUGGAGAAAUACCACCUCUCCUGCUCAAAAACCAGCAAAGUUAAAAUUUUCAUCUAAAAGACAGACUUCGAAUUCAAGAAACUCGUGGAUCCACCGCAAGGAUGAUGCUCAUAGGAAAGAAUGGGACAUUGUCAACGCAAAACACUCUUGUCCUUUUUAAUGUAAACAGAGUUACAAAAACCACUCCAAAGCAAAAGCUCCAACCCACACACAGAUACCUGCUUACUAUGUAGGCUGAUAGCUGUGAACUGAGGGUUUUUUUUUAAUAGUUUAAAUUUUUAGACUUUAAAGACACUAACUAUAUAACUUUUUUUCCUAUUUUUCUUGCCCCCCUUCCCCCAUAUUGCUGCAUAUUUCUUUAGAAUCAAUGCAGUAUUACCGUGAAAACAUGGGACUCCUAACAACUCAUAAAGCCACUUAGGAACAGACUGUAGCAUUGUUAGGUAUUGAAGGGUUCUUCCUUCCUACUUUAUCAUCGAAGCUGCUAGUCCUUAUUGGCAAUCAGUUUAAACCAAAAAGCUGAAUAACACUUGUCAUUCAAAUUCUUUGCAAGCACUACUUAUUAGCAUAUUAGUAUGUUUAGGAUCAUAAACAGAGAAAGUAUGUUAUCAAUGAUUAUCUACUUCUAUUGGGUCCACGCUGCGUUUCUUGUGAACUAUAAUGGUGCUUCUCAUUUUCUGAUGAUUUUCCUCUUUAUUAAAUACAUGUAUUAAAGGAUAUUUUCAUAAUUCCAACCAACAUGGUGGUCCAGUGGUAACAAGCAGGUAGCGAAAAGAAGGUGUCCUGAAAAAUUUUAGUGCAACUUUAAGCCUUAAUCUAGUGUGCUUGGGCCCUCUGGGGCACUGCUGAAGGAUAAAUGCUUUAAACUUAGAAAACAUCAUUUGAAAGUUUAAUUACAUUUC
Odobenus rosmarus divergens (Pacific walrus) is the source of this 2152-nucleotide messenger RNA. It is a transcript of the gene CCNYL1, whose product is annotated as cyclin Y-like 1. Lineage: Eukaryota; Metazoa; Chordata; Mammalia; Carnivora; Odobenidae. Bases 327 to 1202 code for a protein of 291 amino acids. The record is from RefSeq and is a predicted model, not a curated record. Gene Ontology annotation, biological process: regulation of canonical Wnt signaling pathway; regulation of cyclin-dependent protein serine/threonine kinase activity. Gene Ontology annotation, cellular component: plasma membrane. The transcript has 11 exons. Gene Ontology annotation, molecular function: protein kinase binding; cyclin-dependent protein serine/threonine kinase activator activity.